AUGAGCAGCUUAGUCGAUCUAUCGCUGGACGAGAUUAUUUCACGAGACUCAAGACAGAAGAAAAAGGGUGGUGCCAGAAGACUUGCUAGUGGUCGAUCGUCACGUCCUGUCCAGCGGCAACGUUCAAGCACCUUUGCACCAAAGUACCAGUCUCCCGACUCUGCAUUCACAAAAUCAAAGAAUGUACCAACUGGAAAAUGGGGUCACGAUGGCUUUGAAGAGAUGUAUGGUGGUAAUGCUGUGGCACGUAAAGAGUUCACGAAAGUACGUGCUGGUGGACGUUCAUUUGAACGUGCUGCUUUGAGCCGAAAAGUGACCAUUCACAUCACCAAUCUCGCACCAACAGUCACCUCAGAUGACCUUAGUGAAUUGUUCGAGCAGUACGCAGUUGAUUCGGCAGUGGUGAAUUACGACGAAGCAGGACAGUCGGCCGGAUCAGCCGAUGUCAUGACGGAUCGCGCAUCUGCUCAAGAAAUAACCGCUAAUUUCAGUGGUGUUGCAAUAGAUGGUCGUACAAUGCGUAUGUAUAUAAUUGAUGAUCGUGAAGGUGGCGUCACUCGAUCACGUUCUCUGAACGUCAAACAGCGUCUCAGUUUCAAGACAACACCGCUCAGAAGUCGUGGCAUUAAUAAACGCAGCAGCAGCGCACGUCCAGCAUUCAGGUCAGUUCGAGGCGGUGUACGUGGUGGCGCAACUAGUUGGAAAGGUAGCAGCAGAGGUCGAAAAGCGCAAACAAGUGAUCCACGCAAGAAGAUGACUGAAGCGGAAUUGGACCGGGAAUUAGAUGAAUAUAUGAAAAAAGGGGGUGGUAACGACGGAAUGGAGGCUUGA
Molecule: messenger RNA, 831 nt
Organism: Anisakis simplex (herring worm)
Lineage: Eukaryota; Metazoa; Nematoda; Chromadorea; Rhabditida; Anisakidae
Source: the annotation of a GenBank genome assembly